AUGCCGUCUUUGCAUGGAGUCCUGAAACUGAAACUACAUAACCCCGCAAAUCUAUCGAAAUUACGUGAAAUGGAAACCCCGUCUGAGCCUUCUGAUCAUCCUGUUCCGGGGGGACGUCUAGGAGAUUCUUGGACUGCAGAACAGGACCAAAACUUGCUGAGGCUCCAAGUAGAGAAUCACUUUAUGACUAUACAUGAAAUCCAAAAGGCGUUCUUCCCGAACCGCUCCUUUUGGGCUGUAACCAAACGGUUGUCGGUGCUGAAGCAAGGAGAGAAACAGAGAAUAUCUCGCGGCAGCCCACCGUUGACAAAUGAAUCAAGCAACCGCCACCGUCGAAACACUAGCCCUCAGUACGUCUAUUCUGAGGAUGGAUCCGAAGAUAUGUCUCUCGACAGUCAAUCAGACGUUGAGGAUAUUGCCGAAGGGCAUGCAUCAGACGAAAGCACAUCUUCGAAGAGGAGUGCCAUCCAUCAUCGAGGUUUGAGUGAUACAUUCAAGAGGAAAAUUUCGGUCGAGAAAGAUGUACCAAGUCCAAGCCCUUCAAAGCUCUCCAAACUUUCAACAGCAUCCGCCCCAAUGUCGGUGGAUCCAUGCAGCGCAAUGCUUCCAAACGGGAAGACGCCAACAACCACAGGCUAUGCUAAUACAGCCGUGGAUGUCGCGAAUGACUCUGACAAUCUUGAUAAUAAAAUGAGCAUCAAACUAUCUAGACCUAGUUCCAUUCCCACUUGGAUGGAUCAAGCUAGAGAAGAGGACAUAGUUCAGAUGUUCCGCCAAGCCAAGAGGUGUGCAGCUGAGUCGAAACUUGCAACAGAGCUAGCAUGCCGGCUAUCAGAUGCAAACAGCACCAUAGACCGUUACCGUGAUGAGAACAGUCAACUUAAGGACCUGAAGAAGAAAUAUGAUGGGUUCAAGGAAUCACUCGAAGAUAUUCUCAAGAAAAGAAAUGAAAAACAAAAGCAGCUGAAAGAAGAGAAUGAAGGCCAGAAACUAAAGCAGCUAGAGCAAAUCUCUCAGCUGAAAGCAGAGUUUGACAAGAUUAGAGGUGGUGCUUCAAAAGUCAUCCAUCCCGACAUGUGGAAGUCUGGUGGAAUGGAUGCAGCAGCUGUGCAAGCAGCCAAAAUUAUGGAGCAGAUGGAAGAUACGCUGAAGGCUGAAGUACCUUCAGGAAAGGAUACUCUCCUCACAAGCUAUUUGAUGAAAUCAUCUGUGUCCACUGCAUCGAAAUCAGCAGGGUAA
Molecule: messenger RNA, 1239 nt
Organism: Histoplasma capsulatum G186AR
Lineage: Eukaryota; Fungi; Ascomycota; Eurotiomycetes; Onygenales; Ajellomycetaceae
Exons: 4
Coding region: 1-1239 (412 amino acids)
Source: RefSeq, a predicted model, not a curated record